AUGCUUAAAAGAAAAAAAGAAUUCGCUUCCAAAGUUCCGGAAGGUUCGGAAGUGAAGGUUGGACAGCUAAUUGCUAUUUUAGUAGAAAAAGGAACGAAUUGGAAAUCAGCGGUUGUUCCUACAGCGACCAAAGUUGCAGCUUCUGCAACUCCUGCUGCAGCAGUUCCGACUCCUAAAACUGGUGCUCCCUCUGCGCCAUCUCCUUGCGGUCCCAAACCUCCAGCCAGUGGCCAAGUUUACGGUUUGUCCGUAAAACGACUUCUGGAAGAAUAUGGUUUGAGUUCCGGCUCGAUAAAAGGAACCGGUCGAACAAAUCGACUCCUGAAGAGCGACGUUUUGACUUAUAUUCAAUCCAAUAAUCUCCAGAGAGUCGCUCCACAAACAGGUGAAAUUAAAUAG
This is a messenger RNA of Belonocnema kinseyi, 399 nucleotides long. Its product is annotated as dihydrolipoyllysine-residue acetyltransferase component of pyruvate dehydrogenase complex-like. Lineage: Eukaryota; Metazoa; Arthropoda; Insecta; Hymenoptera; Cynipidae. The coding region runs from base 1 to 399 and encodes 132 amino acids. The transcript is spliced from 3 exons. Gene Ontology annotation, cellular component: pyruvate dehydrogenase complex; mitochondrion. The record is from RefSeq and is a predicted model, not a curated record. Gene Ontology annotation, biological process: pyruvate decarboxylation to acetyl-CoA. Gene Ontology annotation, molecular function: acyltransferase activity.